AAUGUUUUUACUUCCUGUUUCAAAAACCAGUUCUUUCAAAUUAUGAUGCCAUUGCUUAAUGGUCGCUGAAUUGCUCCAUAUUCACUCCAUGUGGCCGCUCCUGAUUUUAGCUUGGCUGCUUGGUUGCGCUGGAUACCGAUUCCAGCUGAAAGCGAAUGAGACUGGGCGAUUUAUCUAUACAGGCAACAAUGGAGGGCAUCGAUACUGUACAACAUGUGAAACGGGGCAAACUUACGAAAUAAACAUAAAAACACAACAAUCUGAGUGCAUUGAUCAAAACUUCCAAGUCCCGAUGCCCGACGGCAGCAAGGAACCAAUAUGUAAGGAGGGCAUUAGUGAUUCCAUUAUACCAGGUUGUGGUCCUUUGCCAACAUCAGACAGACUUUCUUGGAGGACAGAGUCCAGUAGACCAAUACAGGUCAAAAGCACUGUGUAUGAGGUGUAUUAUCCUAUAUGUAGCCAGAAUGGCAUCCUUAACAGGGACCUACACAGCGCUCGAUGUGGUGAAGACCUGAGAUGGAACGCCACCAUCCAGGGAUUGCGAUGUCUUUAUGGCUGUGGACCUUUCUCAAUUGGUUCGAAGUGGAGGCUGCAAAAUGGAAGCGAGGCUGGAAAUGAAAGUUUGAUAGGGGAGACUUAUUUCAGUGAAUGCUCACCUGGUCACAAACGAAACAUAGUUAUGUACUGUGGACCAGAAUUAAAAUGGCAUACUAAUUACUCUACACCAUGUGAGACAGACAAAUGUGAAAAGUGGUAUUGUAGUGUAGAAAUCCUAAUUGGGAUCUGUGUUGGAGUUGGUGGGCUUGUUUUAGUCGCUGUGGUGAUACUCAUUGUGUAUGCUGUUUAUCGUAGGCGGCGGAAUCCACCCGUCCCCACCGAGGAACCCGAGGACGCCCCAUUGAAGGAAUUCACAUUCACCGUCAGCAAUACACCCGGGGAGUGACAACCUGAAACAAUAGGGGACUUAAAGGGGGAAUUUUUACAAAUGACAGUUGCUAAACAGGAAUGCGCUUCAGCGUAAAUACAAAGACUUCUGCGAGUCCUGUGUUUUAAAAUAAUGUCACAAAUGAAUACAGACGAAGAACAUCUUCAUUUUCAUUCAGAUACGGACAUAAAUGCUUUUAGUUACACCUGUAUUGUAUGUGGCAUAGUGUUUUGUGUGACAAUUGGCGGAAAAUAUCAAUUUUCUUGCAAGAGAAUUUUUAGUAUAAACAAGCACAUGCAUAACUGCUGGUCUGUGAAAAAUUUCAGAUGAACGACAUGGGAGCUACUCUAUCCUUUAUGAUGCUGCAGUUGAUGCAUUUGAAACUAUAUCCAUUCUUAGUCCUGUGUUCAAUUUGAUAUAUAAUGUAAUUUAUCAUCUGUGCUAUAAGUCAAAACGCGCCCAAUGGUAUCCCUUUCCAUCCUAUGCUAAAUAUAAGUCAAUCCAAGUUGAAUGCAGUUUCUUUAAAUGUAUACUUACAUAUGGGUAGAAAUACGUGAAAGACGCCGAAACGAUAAGAGUAUACUUUAAAAUAGCUAUUUCGAUGAAUAUAUAGUUCAAAUUCAUUCUAUUUAGUUUAAGAUGUAUUUUAUUCAUAAUAUUACUUAAAUUAUAUCGCAAUAUUAACGUGGAUGGAACAUCAAGCAAUAAAGUCUAUAUGAGUUCUUUCCAUAUGAGAUCAAGGUACAGAUAUAAGAAUAGUAUAAAUUUGUAAUUCUACAAAUAACUUUGAAAUUAAUCUAUAAAAACUGCAAAAUUUGAAAAAAUAAAUAAAUAAUAGAUAUUAACAACAUAUUGCCAAAUGGCAAGAAGGCUCAGUAGUUAUAUUUGUACACGUACUCUUUAUGAAUUGUUACCCAUUACAAAUAUGCAUUCUAAAACUGUAUGCGGUUUUUUUUUCUUUUAUAGAAGUAGAAAAUUGGUCUGAAAAUAGUACAUUUUCUUCAAGUGAUAGACAGUCGUAGCCAAAUAAUAUAAUAUCAACAUCUGUUAGAAUGUCAUGGUCGUUCAUAGAUAUUCAAUUAAAGAGGUUAUGGCAGAAUUAUAGUUAUACCGCUAUAGGCAUUGAAAGAAGAAACGAAGAAAAUCUUCAUAGGCACACCAUUUUAAAAAACAUUAUCUGAACCCAUCUAAUCAUAUGCUGUGUUUGAUUCCAGUGUAAAAUAAUCCGAUUUUAAUUAUACGUGCAACAAUACUCUGAUAAUAGUGAAGGAUCAUUCUAUAUCGUGAUUUAAUAGGUACAGAGCAACGGUAUCCACUUUAAGCAGUUCCUUAAAUUUUCCCUGUAACGAAUAGGGAAUCAUUUUUUAGUAUUGUGUGGUGAUCCAAUCUAAUAAACUCCGAAGGGCUUUAUGAUAGAUUUGAUCACCCCGACCGUAUUUAAUCAACUCAUAAUAUUCAAAGAAAGAUUACUUAUAUCUUAUAUUUAUAUAAUUUUCAAUAAUUGUAUGAUUAAUAUUAAGAUAGUCACUGAUGAAAUGCAUUGGACUAUUCAUAACAAAAUCAAUUUGCAGAGUUAUAAUACACAGAUACAUUACAAAAUGUAAAUAUUUAAUCACAUGUUGUUUAUUGUAAUCACUUAACAACCAUUCACCCUUUACUUUUAACUGUGUUGUCAAUGUACUUUUAGUUGAUACUCAUCAAUCAGCCUAUUUUUAAUCUUUUUUUAGAGCUGUGUUAUAGCCCAACCAGUAAUGCAUUGUGCUUUACUCGAAGAUGUGAAUAAAAUGUGUAUCUAUUUCUAAAUUAUAUGUAUUAUAUGUAUAUGUAUGUACUUUCGACAAUCUAGUAAAUAAAAGUAUAUAUCUUAUUUUUCAGAUAAUAGAAUAAAAUACGGGGUCUAUUAUUUUACCACAGAGAAGUGUGCUUAAUUACACUAAAUGAAAUAUAUGAAUUUCCAUUGUUACAAAUCCCUAAAGAUUCAUUUCGAUCCUUUUUAAUUUCCUGGUUAGCGCGGAAACUCUCGAGU
Messenger RNA from Magallana angulata, 2951 nucleotides. RefSeq lists its product as uncharacterized. The transcript is spliced from 6 exons. Lineage: Eukaryota; Metazoa; Mollusca; Bivalvia; Ostreida; Ostreidae. The record is from RefSeq and is a predicted model, not a curated record. Bases 59 to 943 code for a protein of 294 amino acids.